UCCCACUCACAAAACUGCUAUGCCAAGCCGGUUGCGAACCUCUUAUGAUUCUGCGUCCCUGGCUUGUCUAAUUUUUGCUGAGGGACAUCUAGUUGUUUAAUUUCUGUGUUGUUUAUUUAAAAAGUAAACAGUAAAUGUAAAAUACAUUGGAAAAUUAUUAUGGACUCUGUGACCGAGGAUUGUGAAAAAAAUGUUUAUGCAUUGAUCUAAUCUAACAAUAUAUGUAUACACCAAGAAAACAAAACCAGUUCGAGUUUGUGUUUCUAUAGGUUAUAGAUUUGGAAUAUAUUUGCAAUUAGUGAAUACCUACAUACCAGAGAAACCUAUGUGUAAAAACUUUCAUGUUCUGCAAGUUACAAAUUAUUAAAAUAGGUGUAUGAGAAUCUGAACAACAUGUAUCGUACAGAUAAACAGUUUAUGACCAAUCCUGCGACUGCACCAUCUCGUGUAUACAUCGGUGGUCUUGCAAAAACUAUUGUUGCUGCAGAUUUAGAAGAAAAAUUUAAAAUACAUGGAAGAAUUUUGGGACUCGUGCUGCAAAUGGGAUUUGCAUUUAUUCAAUUUGAAAAUGAGGGUCAAGCUCAAGCUGCUAUUAAAAAUGAAAAUAACACAAUGCUUCAUGGAAGAAAAAUAUGUGUAAGACAGGCCCUCGACAAGAGUCAAAAGGGUGCAAACAAUCCAAACAAUCAAAAUAGGAGACAAGGUCUGGGUAUAAAUCAAGGACCCCCACAACAGUUACAAAUACAAAAUCAAGGGCAAGGACAAGCACAAGGGCCAAACCAAAACCAAGGUCCACCUGUUCCGCCUCCGCCUCAAGUUAACAAUAACCCUCCUUCAACUCAUAAUGAAUCGCAGCCUCCUCCAAAACAGUUUUCACAACUUACAGAAGAACUUCAAAAACCUGAACCAGAAAAAGAACCUUCAGUUGAACACCCUCCACCACAAGGCCCACCUAAUAUAGCCCCAAAGAAUUCACAACCAGUGGUAGAUGAUGUUCCCAAAAAUGAUGGACCUCCAGAGAAGAGGUCUCGGAAAAGACGAAUGAGAAGCAGAGACCGCUUUCAACAGCCUGUUGACAUGUACAGAGAUGAUUCAUACUACAGUCGAGAUGAUUAUGUUCCACCUUCAGCUAAUUACAGCAAUCGCCCCCCUGUGCUUGAUCAACCAGAUAGAAAUGAUUGUGAAAUCAUUGUGGUCUCAAAACUGCUUACUUUCAAAUUAAACCGUUGCAGAAAGUAUGCAGAAUAUAUUGAACAAAGACUUAAAGGGCUGGGACUUAUUGUUGAUUUGCUAUUUCCAAAUGAGGAUGUCCCUAUUGGUCGCGUUUUAGCCAAUAUUUCGAGUAGAGGUUGUUUAUAUGCUAUUUUGGUGAUGCCACAAAAUGAAGAACACAGAAGUUUAACUUUGAAUAUAUUGCACGGUAUCCCACAAGAGCACCGAAAUAUGCCCAUUGAAGAUGCUUUAGUAUUAAUCACCAGAAACUUUGAUGCUUACAUGCGGGGCGAUAAGACAGGAGUUGAAACUUUAGGACCAGGUGGAGUUCUAAAUGUAUCUGACAGACAUCCGACAUCAAUGCAGCUACUUCUGAACUUAUUGGCGGAAAACAGACAAAUCACAUCAGUCCAGUAUGAUCGUGUGUUGAAAUAUUUACAAGAAAGGCGUGAAGUUCAACAUCAACAUGAAGUAGAUGAAGGAGUUGAUCAGACAUCACAGGAAUCUAAUAGUAAACAGGCUGAAUUACAAAGUCGUAUAAUGAAUAUAUUAAAUAAAGCCUCAAAUGAUCAUCAGCCACCACCAGAGCCUCCACAGCCAUCUGAGGUUGCACCACCUCUAUUGAAAGAUCCAUCUGUUCAAAAAGCGCUAGAUAGUUUAUUAGGUGGUGAAAUGUUUAAAAACAUAAGUGUAGCAUUGUAACCUGAUAAAUUUCGUUUAUCGACUAUGUAGAUUUUUUUAUUUGCAGUAGUUUUGAAAUAUUAAUUAAAGUAAAUGUAUUAUUGAUUAAAAUAUUCAACAAGUGUAAUAAUAAACUGUGCACUAAA
This is a messenger RNA of Zophobas morio, 2039 nucleotides long. It is a transcript of the gene Neos, whose product is annotated as nuclear receptor coactivator 5. NCBI's taxonomy places the organism in Eukaryota, Metazoa, Arthropoda, Insecta, Coleoptera, Tenebrionidae. Bases 394 to 1914 code for a protein of 506 amino acids. The transcript has 5 exons. Gene Ontology annotation, molecular function: RNA binding. The record is from RefSeq and is a predicted model, not a curated record.